AAACAUACAAGAGCUUGAUUCAGUUCUCUCGCGAACGUUGAGCAGUCAACAGCCACACAUAGUACAAAAACAUACAUAAAGAAUAUUAUCAAUUAAGAUAACAAUGAUUCUCAAGCGAUUAAGUACUUUGAGUCAAAAAGUUUCUAAAUCAGUUACAAGAAACUUUAGCUCCUCAAAAAUCCAUAAAACUGCAACUGCAAGUUACAUCCAUAGGGUUGAAGACGAUCCAUUAAAAUUUUUAACAUUCGGACAAUGCCUGAAGAAUAUAGCGAAUCGAUAUCCUGACAGGGAAGCAAUCGUGUCAUGUGCAGAAAAUUCAUCAAUCACAUUUGCGGAAGCACUUGAUAAGAGUGACAGAUUGGCAAGUGGAUUAUUAAAUCUCGGACUUAAUAAAGGCGAUAGAGUUGGCAUAUGGUCACCAAAUUAUGAGUUCUGGUAUAUCAGCAUGAUGGCAAUGGCACGAGCCGGUCUUAUCUGUGUGGCAUUGAACCCAGCAUACACAGUUCCUGAACUUGAAUAUUGCAUCAAAAAAGUUGAUAUCAAGGCUAUCAUUGCUCCAGAAGUAUUUAGGAAGCAGAAGCACUACAAUAUGCUUACAUCACUAAUCCCUGACAUGGCAAAUUCAAAAAGUGGAAGUAAUGAUUGGGACAACACAAAGAGCUCAUUGAAAAAAGUCAUAAUAAAGAGCGAUAAGAAACUGCCUGGCGCCAUUCAAUACGACGACUUAAUAGGAUUAGCAUCAGAAGCUGACCUAAAAAGUGUUGAAGACAUCCAGUCAACAAUAUCUCCAGACAGCGGAUGUAAUGUUCAAUUUUCAUCAGGAACUACUGGAAAACCAAAAGCAGCAUUGCUUAGCCACUUUUCAAUGAUUAACAACGGAUAUGAUGUUGGCUUGCGACAUGAAUUCCAUAAAAUGCACGCUCGAGUUUGCCUGAAUAAUCCCUUAUUUCACGUUUAUGGCUGUAUUAUAUCAAUAGCAAAUGCUUUGUGUCAUGGUGCGACUCUAGUCUUUCCGGCGCCACAUUUCAGUCCUGAGGAUUCACUCAAAGCAAUUGUGAAAGAAAAUUGUAAUGUCAUCUAUGGCACACCCACAAUGUUUGUUGAUCUAGUUGCCAAGCAAAAGGAACUGAACAUUAAUCUACCUCAAAUUGAAUUGGCAAAUACAGGCGGUAGUAUAUGCACACCACAACUAGUAAAGGAUGUCGUGAAUGUGUUAAAUGUCAAAAAAUUCAAAUCAGUUUAUGGAUUGACUGAAACCAGUGCUGUUGUGUUCCAGUCACUUCCAGAAGAUGCUAAUGAGUCAGUUGAAGAAUUUGUUGGAGCUUGUAACAGUCAUUUGGAAGUGAAAAUUGUAGAUAAAGAUGGAAAUUCAGUUCCAUUUGGACAACCAGGAGAGUUGUGGGUUCGAGGAUACUCUACAAUGUUGGGGUACUGGAAUGAUCCUGAGAAGACCAAUGAAGUUUUAGGAAGUGAUAAAUGGUUCAAGACAGGAGAUCAGUUCAUACUCUACGAAAAUGGAUAUGGCAAAGUAUCAGGAAGACUAAAGGAAAUGAUUAUUCGUGGUGGAGAAAAUCUAUUUCCACGAGAAAUUGAAGACUUUUUGAAUACACAUGACAAUAUCUUGGAAACACAUGUUGUUGGCAUUCCAGACGAUAGAAUGGGCGAGGAAGUUGCAGCAUUCAUCAGACUAGAAGACAACACAAAACCAGUCACACGAGAUGACAUCAAGAAGUUCUGUCAUGGAAAAUUGGCUCAUUUUAAAGUUCCUAGAUAUGUCAUUGUUGUUGAUGAGUUCCCAAGAACUGUUUCUGGAAAGAUUCAAAAGUUUAGAUUUACUGAAGUUUUUGCAGACAAGCUCAAAGAAGCUAUUGGUAACAAGUCAUGAUGGAAGUAUUUAGAAUAUGUUUAUGUUAAUAUGUAAUUAAUUUUAAUGUUUAUGAAACUGCAUCUUUUAAAGAUCACAAAAUAAAAUUGGAUGCUUAAAGUGUC
Messenger RNA from Chironomus riparius, 1989 nucleotides. The record is from the annotation of a GenBank genome assembly. Lineage: Eukaryota; Metazoa; Arthropoda; Insecta; Diptera; Chironomidae.